Messenger RNA from Cyphomyrmex costatus, 2153 nucleotides. Its product is annotated as isovaleryl-CoA dehydrogenase, mitochondrial. Lineage: Eukaryota; Metazoa; Arthropoda; Insecta; Hymenoptera; Formicidae. The transcript has 7 exons. The record is from RefSeq and is a predicted model, not a curated record. Gene Ontology annotation, cellular component: mitochondrion. Gene Ontology annotation, biological process: L-leucine catabolic process. Gene Ontology annotation, molecular function: 3-methylbutanoyl-CoA dehydrogenase activity; flavin adenine dinucleotide binding. The coding region runs from base 499 to 1758 and encodes 419 amino acids.
AAAAAAAUACAUUUUUUUUUGUACUCGAAGCAUCAUCUUCUCGUUGUUCUGAUGUAAAAAUUAACCGCUCUGAAUUUCUGUCGAUGCGAUAACGUUGCGUAUUAUAAUAACGGUAUAAUAACAAGCGUAUUAUAACCCAAUAUACGAACGUUAUCACAAUAUACAUAUUAAUUGGUUGUUUACCCUUCCCCUCUGCGCUUAUCAAUAUACAUACAGUGACACGCGUCAGCAUUUUUGUAAGUUCUCGCAGUGGCGAACUCUAGUAGUCCACUGUAUGACGACUUGACAAGUGUGUCUUAUUGAUUUUUUUAUUAUCUAUCAAAAUUAUUUAACUGUAAUAACACGUGUAUAAUUGUUCCUUUUUAUUCUAUUAUUUAAUUAUUACAAAUAAUAUAUAAAAUUCUCGCGCGUAUCCAGUGUUUUCCUUUCAAAAAGGAGUGAAGUAUAUAUUUCUAAAUCGCUAUCGCUCGAAGAUAUUUCUAAUAUCGAAGAGGUACAAUGUUCUUGGCGCGAUAUUCCAUUGUUUCGCGACACCUCGCGAAUCGCGCCGGUAAAAUUGGCGCGUGCCACGCGUCUAAUUAUUGCAAGAUCGAUGAAAGCAUCUUUGGAUUAAGCGACGAACAGAAAGAGCUUCGUUCGCUCGUUUUCAAUUUUGCACAAAAGGAGUUGGCGCCUAAAGCCACCGAAAUCGACAAAAAAAAUCAUUUCGAUGAAUUGAGGACGUUUUGGCAAAAAUUGGGUAAACUCGGCCUGCUAGGUCCGACGGUGAAGCCAGAGUAUGGAGGUACCGGCGGUACGUAUCUUGAUCAUGUAAUUAUCAUGGAAGAAAUUAGCAGAGCAUCUGCCGCUAUUGGACUUAGCUACGGCGCACAUUCGAAUCUUUGUGUUAAUCAAAUUCAUCGCAAUGGCACGGAGGAACAAAAACUCAAAUAUUUGCCGAAGCUGUGCAGCGGCGAACACAUCGGCGCGUUGGCGAUGUCAGAGUCUGGUGCUGGGUCCGACGUCGUUUCCAUGAAAUUGCGGGCCGAGAGAAAGGGGGAUUACUAUGUCCUCAAUGGCAGCAAGUUUUGGAUCACCAAUGCUCCGGACGCGGAUACGCUAAUCGUCUACGCGAAAACGGAUCCGAAUGCGGACAAACCGCAGCAUGGUAUCACCGCUUUCAUCAUCGAACGUGACAUAGAGGGUAUCAGUACAGGACCGAAGCUGGACAAGCUUGGUAUACGCGGCUCCAAUACGAGCGAACUGAUUUUCGAGGAUUGCAAAGUGCCGGCUGCGAAUGUUUUGGGAGAAAUUAACAGAGGUAUUUAUGUGCUUUUUAGUGGGCUUGAUUUGGAACGGUUAAUAUUAUCUGGCGGACCGUUGGGAAUACUGCAAGCUUGUUGCGAUGUUGCCUUUGAAUACGCUCAUACGAGAAAGCAAUUUGGCCAGUAUCUUGCGAAAUUUCAAUUGAUGCAGGCGAAGAUAGCGGACAUGUACACAGCUUUGAGCGCGAGCAGAAGCUACUUGUACUCUGUCGCUAGGUCCUGUGACGCUGGUCAUAUAAAUCGCAAAAACUGCGCCGCCGUGCUCCUAUUUUCCGCCGAGAAUGCAAUGAAAGCGGCAUCGGAUGCUAUACAGAUACUCGGUGGCAAUGGUUAUAUUAAUGAUUAUGUUACUGGAAGACUACUGAGAGAUGCAAAGCUCUAUGAGAUCGGCGCGGGCACCAAUGAAAUACGACGUAUAGUAAUUAGCCGAGCGAUCACUGAGGAAUAUUUAUGAAAUGAGUUUUUCUUAGUCUAGAUUUGAUGACUGUGUGGGAAAAAUAAUUUUAUUGAAGUAUCUAAAAACUUAGAUACAAAUCCGAAAAUAAUUUUGUUGGGCAAUGCUUUUGAAGCUUUAAUCAUUUUCUUUUCAGAGGUGCCAAAAGAUUUUUUGCGAGCUAUCGCUGUAUCGUGAUUUAUUGUUAAUGCUAAUGUCAAUGUUUCAUCAACUUGGUGUCGUUUACGUUAUCAGGAAUUCUACAGCGUGCUGAGUUGCUCCUCCAAAACACUCCCUUUGUAUAAAAUAAAUUUUGGACCAUUAAAAUGUUUACGUAGGAAACUCAAUAAUUAAGCAAUGCUGAAAAAAGUUUUGACAUUCAACAGUUUGAACAUCCUAUAUAAUUAUUUUAAUAA